AUGACGAAUACGAUAAAAUGCUUGAUUUUGUGGAUUGUAUCUUUCAUUCAAUUUACCUUACCAUGCGAAAUGGGGAAGCUAGUCAUAGUAUUGGCAUUGUGUGCGGUGCAAUAUAGAUUCGUUCGUGGUGAUGAACCAGAACGAUGCAGCUACAUGAUAAAUAUACCGCGCCUGCCUAAACCUGACAACUUGCCAGAUAUAAACAUUGAAGGAAAGGAAUGGCAGGAACGUCCUCUGUUCCCUGCUCCAGAAAGAAAUGACGUCUGCAUGGACGCUUAUUACCCAGCCUCGGAUACAUCCGGGACCCAGAUUAUUUACAUGGACGAAGAAAUAAAAGAGCCUGUCUCAAUAGCCAGACUUAAUUAUCGAGGUACUGCAACACCGACAAUCGUGCAGCCGCUAGUAGCAGGGACUUUUAGCAGACUCGGCCCUAAAAUUGAAAAAGUCGACAAUGUUUGGCAUUUAAUCAUUACUCAACGGCAGGACUUCGAAACUGAUACUAUGAGGACCUACAUGUUUGAGAUAGAAAUUCCGGGUGAGAGGUUCAUAGCCAUUGUGAGGCUCCAAAUUGUCAACAUCGAUGACAACGCGCCGAUCAUACAAGCCUUCGAAACCUGCGUGGUGCCCGAAUUACGUGAGCCAGGACCAACCAGUUGCGUCUAUGAAGUGACAGACGAGGACGGUCGAAUCAGUACCAGCGCCAUGACCUUCGCGAUUACGAGUGACAGAAACGACGACGAAGUCUUCCACGUCAUCGGUGGUGACAUAUCGUCCGAUUGGCGGAAAAUGACGAUGACAAUUGGGCUCAACGUCUCUUUGAAUUACGAGAUGAAUGCGCUACACAUCUUCAGAGUUACCGCUCGGGAUUCUUUACCCAAUGAGCGCACAAUAACAAUGAUGGUACAAGUGGAAAACGUGGAACAUCGUGUGCCACGGUGGGUGGAGAUAUUCGCUGUACAACAGUUCAAUGAGAAGACAGAAAAAAACUUUAGAGUGAGGGCUAUAGAUGGGGACACUGGUAUUAACAAACCUAUUUUCUAUAGGAUAGAAACCAAGCCUGAAGAUGCGGCGUUCUUCGACAUCGAAACUAUAGAAGGUGGCUAUCGAGGCGCGACAUUAAAAGUUAAAUCCAUAGACCGAGAUGCAUUGCAGAGGGAGUUAUUCCCUAUUUCCAUCACAGCUUAUAAGAGUAACAAUGAAAGCUUAUCGACCACAUCUAGCGUUGUUAUCAUUAUUGACGAUGUUAACGACAGCACACCCGAACCAUUGCAAGCGGUGUAUUCAGUUAAGAUUAUGGAGGAAACUGCACAAACCUUAAACUUUGACACGGAGUUUGGUUUUAAUGAUAAGGAUUUGGGUGAAAAUGCUCAAUACACUGUACGUUUGGAAAGUGUACAUCCGGAAGGGGCAGAGCUCGCAUUUUUCGUAGCUCCGUCAGUGGGUUAUCAAAAGCAGACUUUCAUUUUGGGCACUCAAAACCACAGCAUGCUGGAUUACGAAGAUGUCAAAUUUCAGAAGAUUCAACUGAGAGUGAUAGCAACCGAUAUCAAUCGACCCAACCUAUAUGGAGUGGCGACAGUCAAUAUUGAGCUGAUCAACUGGAAUGAUGAAAAGCCAAUCUUCGAAGAAUCUAUAAAAGAAGUCACCUUCGAUGAAACAGAAGGAGAGGGCUUCGUUGUUGGCACUAUGCUGGCCAACGAUAGAGAUAUAAAUGACGAAGUAGUACAUUCUCUUUUAGGCAACGCACAAAACUACCUAAAUAUCAAUAGCUCAACCGGAGAGAUUGUUGUAUCUGCCAAUAAUUCCUUCGACUAUCAGAGACAAAACGAGAUUUAUGUACAGGUCAGCGCAAUUGACACUCUUGGUGAGCCAUUCAACAGGGAGACAGCGCAACUCAUCAUCAAACUCAAUGACAUUAAUAAUACUCCACCUCGGUUGACAUUGCCCCGUAGAAGCCCUCAAGUGGACGAGAACGUUGCAGCAGGCCACGUGAUAACUGAAGAAAUAACAGCCACUGAUCUAGACACCACAGCAGAUCUGAACUUUGAAAUAGAUUGGGAUACUUCGUACGCAACUAAGCAGGGUCGAGCAACACCGGCUACUGAAUAUAGAGAGUGUGUAGAAAUACAAACGAAUUAUCCAGAAGAUCACCGUCGAACGGCGAAUGGAAAAAUCGUCGUGAAGAGUGUUCGUCCUGGAGUCACAAUAGACUACGAAGAGUUUGAAAUGCUGUAUCUAACAAUUAGAGUAAUAGACAGGAACACUACACUCGGAGAUACGUAUGACGAAUCUCUAUUUACCGUUAUAAUAAUAGACAAAAACGACAAUGCCCCGGUCUGGACCGAGAGCACACUGUCUCAGGAGUUCUCCAUUAGAGAAAAUUCCAGAAGUGACGUCGUUGUUGGAUCUGUUCAAGCUAACGAUAUUGACGGACCGCUUUACAACCAAGUUCGUUACACGUUGCGCACGCGCAAUGGCACACCAGAAAAUUUAAUAAAGAUAGAUUUGACAACUGGUCUGCUUUCCGUCGAUAAAGAUGGUGCUAUAGACGCAGAUGAACCACGCGACAACCUAUAUUACACCGUGAUUGCUAGCGACAAAUGUUUGGAGGCGGAAUGUCCACCCGACAUUGAUUACCACGACACCGCUGGGGAGAUAAAAAUAGCAAUUGUAGAUACGAACAAUAAAGUCCCAAGUGCUGAUACCACUAAAUUCAACGUAAAUGUAACAAUUAACGAAAAUGCAGUGAACGGCACGGAAAUCGUUACACUUGCGGCUAUCGAUGCAGACAGAGAUGCAAUAUACAAAACGGUUCGCUACCAGAUUCAAUACGCUGUGAACCCUCGACUUCGCGACUUCUUCGGCGUUGACCUAGAUACAGGUCUUGUCUACGUGCACUAUGCUACUGACCAAGUUCUGGAUAGAGAUGGAGAUGAGCCUGAAUUUCAGAUCUUUUUUACUCUUACUGACAACUUCUACUCUGAAGGAGAUGGCAAUAGAAAUUCAGCGACUGUUAAGAUAAUCGUUACCCUUCUUGAUGAAAACGACAAUGCUCCGGUGCUACCCGAACGAGAUGCUUUAUUCUGGUCUGUUAGUGAAGGUUUGAAGAAGGGUCAAAAACUACCAAGAUUAAUAAACGCUCCAGACCGUGAUGCCCCAAACACACCAAACUCUCGAGUCGGCUACGAAAUAGUCAAUCUUACAUUAUCUAACAGGGAUGUGGAACUGCCUGAUCUCUUUGAAAUGGUAACCUCGUGGAAUGAGGAAUUCAAUAAUAAUGUAGGCGAAAUACAAACCGUUGUUGACUUGAAGGGCUAUUGGGGGACUUAUGCUAUUGGUAUACGGGCCUUCGACCAUGGAGACCCACAACUGGCAUCGGAAGGAAUAUACUCACUCGUAAUCAAUCCUUACAACUUCUACGCUCCCGUGUUUGUGUUUCCCAAAGCUAAUAGCCUCAUACGACUUGCAAGGGAACGAGCUAGUGUAAACGGUGUCCUCGUAACAGUGAGCAAUAGCUUCUUGGACCAAGUACAAGCUACUGACGAAGACGGUCUGGAAGCUGGACGUGUCAAGUUUGAAGUGGUUGGCGAUGACGAAGCUGCUCAAUUUUUCACUAUAUUAGAAGACAGAGAAAACCAAGGAAUACUAACAUUGAAGCAACUCUUCCAAGAGACAGUUAAGGAGUUUGAGAUAACAAUUCGUGCGACGGAUGGUGGCACAGACCCUCAACAACUUUCCACAGAUGUCACUUUUCGGGUUGCCUUUGUACCUACACAGGGGGAUCCCGUAUUUACUAAUCCCGAAACUACUGUUAGCUUUAUCGAAACGGAAGCUGGUUUAUCAGAAAAACACAAUCUCCCACGAGCCGACGAUCCUAAAAACCAUCUUUGCGAGGGCGAUGGCUGUCACCAAAUCUUCUAUAGAAUCAUUGAUGGUAACGAGAACGGUUUCUUCAACCUCGAUGGGACUCAGAACAUCUUACAGCUAGCGAAACCGUUAAAUCGCACUGCAGCUAAUUCCCAUACGAUCAGGGUAUCUGCCAGUAAUUCUGAGAGCGCUGUUACUCCUUUACCAGCCUCCAUUCUGACUGUCAAUAUUGAGGUAAGGGAAGCUAAUCCGAGACCAACUUUCGACCGAGACCUUUAUACUCAAGGCAUUUCGACUAGAGACACCAUCAACAGAGUUAUUUUGACUGUUUUGGCUGUUCACUCUGAGAAUGCAGCUAUAACAUAUACAAUAGACAUGUCAUCAAUGGUCGUGGAUCCAAGUCUUGAAGCUGUAAAGAACUCGGCAUUCCAACUGCAUCCACAGACUGGCGUUCUCACGCUCACUAUACAACCUACGGCUAGCAUGCACGGCAUGUUUGAGUUCAACGUUGUUGCUACUGAUUCCGCCGAUGCAACGGAUACAGCACAAGUCAAAAUCUACUUAAUUUCCUCGCAGAACAGAGUGUUCUUCAUGUUCAUGAACACACUGGAGGAAAUUGAAGGAAGGACGCAGUUUAUUGAAUCUACAUUUAGCUCGUCGUUCGCGAUGACCUGCAACGUGGACCAAGUCAUUCCGGCGACAGAUGACAAUGGUGUCGCUCGCAGUGACGUCACCGAAGUCAGGGCACACUUCAUCCAAGAUAACGUGCCUGUUUCCGUCGAGGUUAUUGAGAAGCUUCGCAGUGACUCGCAGCUGCUAGGGUCAAUCCAGAGGAUUCUGAACACUGAGCGUCUUUACCUUCAAGACUUAGUGACUGGUGACAGUCCAACUGUUAAAGCCAACACCAGUCUAAUCCUGCUGUAUGUACUGGGAAGUCUUGCAGCGAUUUUGACCUUGAUGUGCAUUAUACUGCUGAUCACAUUUAUCGUGAAGACCAGAGCUUUAAAUCGCCAACUUAAAGCGUUGUCCAUGACGAAAUACGGCUCGCAAGAUUCAGGUCUGAACCGCCUGGGCCUCGCCGCCCCUGGAACUAAUAAGCACGCUGCUGAGGGUUCUAACCCAAUUUGGAACGCAGCCAUCCGGGCUCCAGACUUUGAUGCCAUCAGUGAGGAUUCUGGCGAUUCAGACCUAAUCGGCAUCGAAGAUCUUCCACAAUUUCGCACAGAUUACUUCCCGCCGGCGGACACCAAUUCCGCUAGAGGAAUCGUAUUUGGAGACGAGACUGACAAGGUCUCGACACACAACAACAACUUCGGUUUCAACCCUACGCCAUUCAGUGCAGAAUUCGCUAAUAGAAAAUUUGGAAGAUAA
This is a messenger RNA of Leptosia nina, 5238 nucleotides long. Lineage: Eukaryota; Metazoa; Arthropoda; Insecta; Lepidoptera; Pieridae. The record is from the annotation of a GenBank genome assembly.